Messenger RNA from Vespula pensylvanica (western yellowjacket), 2273 nucleotides. Its product is annotated as monocarboxylate transporter 14-like. The record is from RefSeq and is a predicted model, not a curated record. Gene Ontology annotation, molecular function: monocarboxylic acid transmembrane transporter activity. Lineage: Eukaryota; Metazoa; Arthropoda; Insecta; Hymenoptera; Vespidae. The transcript is spliced from 10 exons. Gene Ontology annotation, biological process: monocarboxylic acid transport; transmembrane transport. The coding region runs from base 573 to 2054 and encodes 493 amino acids.
UAUAUAUAUAAUGCAAAUAUUUGUCGUUCAAAAGACAAGUGCAUCGGUGUAUCUUCAUGGAUAUCUACGUACGUAAAAUGAAAAAUAUUUUAAUCGUUGAAUCGAUACUGCUAAUUACAAGAUAACAACCAUUCGUACCGAUAACAAGAAGUGAAUUUGUAAUAACAGUUGGGAUUCGUAAUAACAGUGGAUGGAAACGAUUGCGUAUUAUAUAUAAUUUAUUGUAGUUUGAAUGAAUUUUAUAAGAUAUUCUUUAUUGUCAGGAAAAUAUAACCUUCCUGAAUAAUCUGAUUUCUCGAUAAUGAUAGACAAUAAUCUCAAUUUAUCGAUUAAAUAAAGAAAUAUACAGUGAUUAUCGAAGAUACCUUCUUCACAAACGAUAAAUGGCUUGAUGAAUCAUGUCGUUUCAAAAGAUUUCUUAAGAUGGAGCAUCUACAGUCUGUUGGAUUGGUUACGUAUAAACGAAUGUUUUAACGAAUUAUCUUUUCCUUUGAGUGGUAUAUGCUAAAACAGAGAUAAAAACGAUAAGUGAAGCAAAGCAACGAACAAAUAAAUGGACGAAUGGACGGACCAUGUUACGAUUUAUGCGAAAUCCUCUCUCGCUGAAAAUGAAGAACUCGCAUGAGGAUACAAAGAAAAAGGCACCGGAUGGUGGUUGGGGCUGGUUCGUUUGCCUAGGUAGUAGUUUAAUCUCGCUCUCCUUGAGAUCAUUGGAUCCAUCUUUUGGUCUUCUCUUCCAAGAUCUUUUGGAAGAUCUCCAUAUUGAAUCUACUGGAACGUCAAUGAUAAUGAGCAUACUUGAUGCUAUCGUCAAUUUUUCAGGUCUCUUUGUUGGACCAUUGUUGAAGAAAUAUUCUUACAGAAAAGUCGCAUUCUUUGGUUCACUACUGAGUUGCACAGGUCUUAUGUUGACUUCCAGGGCGGACAGCAUGUUUUAUUUGAUAUGUACUUAUAGUAUUUUAGGAGGCUUUGGUACAGGAAUCGCGAUCGCAUCCGCCUUUGUAGCCUUGAACACUUUCUUCGACAAGAAACGCGGACAAGCGGUGGGCUUCUCAAUGGCUGGAACAACCUUGGCAAUGAUGUUGGUACCGCAACUCGUUCACGUACUUCUAAGAUCCUACGGAUUUCGUGGAACAAUGUUAAUUAUAAGUGCAUGGGCACUUCAUUCGGUAGUCGGUGCCUGUCUUUUGAAGUCUUUGGAAACUCGAAAAGAAGUCUCAAAACCUAAAAAAAUCACAGAGCCAAAGGAGAAGGAUGCUUUGCUGCAAAAAUAUUCAAUGUCUCUACGUAAAGUGACGAAUGAUACGAGUCAUGAAACGGACGGUAGAAAAAGAAGCGAAACGAAGAACGAUUCAAAAAUCAUCGAGGUCGAGGACGAUGAGAAUGAUAAAAAAACAACGUGCUUUGGCAAAUUAAAGAAAACUUUCGACUUGGAUCUUCUCAAAGAUACGGUCUAUCUGAACGUAAUUAUAGGUACUAGCCUCUAUUACGUGGCAGAAUCAAAUUUCAAGUUGAUGACUCCAUUUUUCCUCUCGAGCAUCGGAAUGACCAAGGCGGAAGUCGCUUUUUGUUUAUCCCUCACUGCUUUUACGGACAUCCUCGCACGUCUGACGUUACCAACGAUCUUCGAUAAGUUUGGCUUGAAGAAGAGAUCGAUAUUUUGGAUUUGUUCGGUCAUGGUUGGUUUUGGACGUUCCGUAUUGGCCGAGCGAACAAAAGGAACGACCUUGAUAGUGAUAUUCAUAAUAAUAGGAUUUUUGCGUGGAGCUACUUUGGUCAAUUUAAACCUCAGUAUCUCCGAAUGUUGCUCUCUAAAGAAACUCCCAAGUGCUUUUGGAAUAUUUAUGGUCUCGAAGGGUAUAUUCGUUGUUGCUAUGAGUCCACUUAUUGGAUAUAUACGAGACUACACACAGAGCUACAGAAUAUGCAUUCACGUAAUGACGAGCCUGAUCAUUCUGACUUUUGUCUCGUGGACUGUUGAGUUCUCAUAUUUCGGCCUACGUAAAAGGAAACGCGACUUGAUUGAAGAAACACAUAAAAGUACAAUAGAAUAACGAGUUGUUAUUUUUUUUAACGAGAGCGAAGUAUUUAUAUGAGCGCUCAUGCAGAUUUAAAAGAUCCAUCUUGGAUGAUAGAAUGAUCGAUCUUGUACAGUAAUUCAAGUAUUAAUCCAAUUUGCGAUAUAUAAUACUUUUAUUUAUACGCUAUUGACUAGUAGUUUUACGUUUUAUGACUCCAUAUAUAUUAAAUGAUAGAAAUGCACUUAAACACGA